Messenger RNA from Aspergillus glaucus CBS 516.65, 2787 nucleotides. RefSeq lists its product as uncharacterized. The record is from RefSeq and is a predicted model, not a curated record. Lineage: Eukaryota; Fungi; Ascomycota; Eurotiomycetes; Eurotiales; Aspergillaceae. The coding region runs from base 1 to 2787 and encodes 928 amino acids. The transcript is spliced from 2 exons.
AUGGAUCUUCAGUCUCCGUCGGUACUGGCCCAGUUGCCGCGCCCUUUGCACGCGUCCACCGGAAAGACUCACAUUGGUGAUGUCUAUAGCUUGGCCGAGUCGAAGAAGCGAAAGAGAUACGAGGUGGUUGUUGCGGUUGACGGAGAGGCUGUAAACAUCUAUAAUGUCCAAACGCCUAAACUCGUCACUUCCUACGCCGUCCCGCCGCAAUCUACCUUCUCCUGCCGUCCAUGCUCAGUGCGCAGAAAAGUGCCCGGAAAGUCGACCGUGAAAAGACAGACAUUCGGUGCCGUCAGCCGUCCGGAACAGCAGAUCAAGUCUUUCGUGGAGGAAACCGGCGGGAACGAAUCGAGCGCGCCUGAAAUUUCUUCCUCGUCCUUUACCGUGACCGACUCGAAGAGCCCGACAGUCUUCGUCGGCAUUGUCCCAUCUGGCUCGAAGGAGGGCGACGAGAAUGACCCGUUUGAUAUUCUGAAUGUUCACCAGGACGGCCGUAUCCGAAGAUUGACGUCUGACCUCAAGACGCAGCGGUGGAACGUUCAGCACAGCGAGAUUGCCAAAACGGCCUCCACCCACGAGGUACAUUCGUGCUUCUUGGUGGAAUUCGAGGAUGCGAAGAAGGCGCUGUUCAAGAGAAGACAGGAUCUGGCAGCUUUGGCCCUAGGUGAUCUUACAAGCUCCGGUGUCGAUGAGCCGUCUGUCUUGCUGCUCGUUUCGCACCCUACUGGAUCGGAGCGGGUUGCUCUGAAGGAUGUCAAAGUGCAGAUGUUUUCCGUCCCAUCUGCCGUUUCGUCAGGAGGAGCCCUUGACGAGAGCCAGCGAUUGAGGCACCUGCUGACUAUCGACAUCCCCGACGUGACCGGUCAAGAGACGUUUGACAGUAACGGACUCCAGUGGAACUUCCACUCGGGCUCAGCGGGCUUGAACCUGUCCUUCGAGCGAGGAUUCAUCAACUUCGAUCUUUCUCAGUACACGCCUACGGUGACAUCGCAAUUUAUUCUCGAUACCGAACGCUUCUCAUCGGUCAUGCGCAUCUCGCCUCAAUCGGUUAUUGGCGCAGGAGAGUCGCUGGUUGCGCUUUACGACACGCAGUACCAAUCCAUCCAGCGCAGCAUUGCGGUGGACAACGUGCCUCCGACAAGCGGUUCAGCACCAACCCUGUUCCUCGGGUACUUCGCAAAGCUCGGAAUCGCCGUGGCAACAAAGGGAAACACACUGCUUGCAUUCGAUCUUAGCACAUCGCAACCGCCGUCCGGACCUUCUCUCAAGCGCCCCAGGGACGGUCUCUUGAUAGACGCCAUUGGUCGUGGUAUUGGCUCAUCGGCAGCACAAUGGGAUGCAGGGUCCAAGAAGCACCGCACCGAAUCCAUGGCAAUAUUGGGUCUCACUUCGCCAGAGCAAGUCGAACGCUGGAACAACUUCACCGCGGAACUCGACAAAUUCACCCAAGCCAAAGACACAGCAGGCUUCGACCGCGCAGUACAAGACUACUUUGGCACUGGUGAGUCCAAGACCCUGCCCACGCCCGGCCAAUUCGUCCACCCCGAGACAACCCUAUUCCUGCUCUCCAAGAUCUUCUCGAUCAAGGAAACCGAGACCAACGACAAACUUUCCGCCUCUCCAUCCCUCCGCCUGACUGUCAACCUCUGGCCCAAACAAACCUGCGACUGGCUCGUCCGUCUGAGCCAUCUCUCUCUGAACAACGUCGAAAUCGCCCUCCGCCGCUCCUUCAAGCCUCGCAUCCUCCCCGCCCUGCCCACAGGCUCGUUCGUCCAGGCCCUCAUCGACGCAGAUCAAUCCCUCCGCAAUAUCAUCCAAUCCAUUCGCGGACCCGUCCUCAUGAACCCCGACGAACUCGCCUAUGCACUAAAGUACUUCCUCAACAUGGCGCGCUCUCGCUCCUCAGUCCCCGCCAUCACCGACACCACCACUGAAAACAACGACAACGACAACACACCACCCCUAGCAACCCUCUUCCUGGGCCUCAACACCACCAUCCAAAAACUCCACGCCAACCCCGCCCCAGCCACAACAUCGGCCCUCCGCUCCGCCCUCUCCCGCCCAGAACUCACCUCUCUAAUCCACCACCUCCGCAUCUCCCUCGCAACAGGCGGCUUCACCUCGCGCUUCACCGAAAAGCCCCCCGUCCCGAUCCUCACGGACCAAACCCGUCCCGCCCUCUCCCUGACCACAAUCACGGACACGCUCAUCGCGGCUGUGGACGCCAUUGGACCAUCCGGGUGGAUCGCAGCCGCGGGAUCAUUGUCCCUCUCCGCAGACGGCAACCCAACCGGUGAAGAACAGAGCCUGAUCGCAGAUAUCAAAUCCGAAGUGACCGCCGCACUGGCAGGCGUGCAAGAAGCCACGUACAUGAAGGGCGUUCUCCGCGAAUACCUCCGCUUCACAGAAACCAUCACAACUCCCAAGCCCAACAAACAAAACACCACCAAUAACAAAUCCACAGCCCUCAUCCCCACUGACGACACCAUCACCGCCACAGAAGACGACGCAUCCUCCUCCCUAAUCCGGCACGAAAAGAUCAACGGCGCAGACCUCCUCGUCUACACUGCCGCCGGCGCCGACGGCACCGGCGAAGACGGGUACAUUGACGGCGACGCAGGCGCGAACCGUAUGCUGCCGUUGUCGCUUAAGGCUGCGUCCGCGGAUGUGGGUAAGACGAAGGUGAAGCAGUCGACGGGUGAGGUGAAGAAUAGGAGUCAUCGGGAGAUGGGAUAUUUGCGGCGCAAGGCUGUUGGGAAGUAUUCGUUUGAGAGGCUUAUUGUAUAA